Molecule: messenger RNA, 1466 nt
Organism: Neodiprion fabricii
Lineage: Eukaryota; Metazoa; Arthropoda; Insecta; Hymenoptera; Diprionidae
Gene: HHEX
Product: hematopoietically-expressed homeobox protein HHEX
Exons: 3
Coding region: 381-1091 (236 amino acids)
Biological process (GO): regulation of transcription by RNA polymerase II; cell differentiation
Molecular function (GO): DNA-binding transcription factor activity, RNA polymerase II-specific; RNA polymerase II cis-regulatory region sequence-specific DNA binding
Source: RefSeq, a predicted model, not a curated record
ACGGAGUGGCGAUCGCGGUCACAGCCGAGUUUUUCCCAGUUCUGUGCUUAUUUUUAGGUCCUGUCCGGCAGUCGACACUUAAUUACCCACAAAUCACUGUUGAAGGAGUCCGAUUAACAGAUCCUUGGACUCAGUCAUUGGCGGAAGUUGGAUGCAGGACACUCGGCCUUCGCUCGAAGAGUCCGUCAGUAGAUAGUUGGAGGAGGAUUUGAGGACAAGACGCGAUUCGAAUUGACCAGUAACCCUUCAACAUGAUCGUCAGGAAAUAGCCAUCAGCGUUUUUUUUUUAUUUUUUGAACGAAAAGAAAGUAACAACCGUACCCAAGCCGCAGAGGUACGCAACUAGAGCUUCGAGAGGUGAUCCAAUUCCUCGUGUGGAAAUGACAGCGACGAUGUGCAAGACGACGAGGUCGUUCCGCAUCGACGAUCUCCUUCAUCCGGAACGUGGAUCCUCCAUUCGAGACAGCGCCGUCUCGUCCAGGGAGGGUGAGAGGUCCUCCUGCAGCUCUCCGACGUCACCCGACACCCCCAUGACACCCUCAACACCACCGCGUACACCCACCAUCCCGUUUCCCAUGCAUCUCCAAGCACACUGGCCUGCGAGACCAACUCCCGUUUACGCACCGCAUAUGGACGAUCGGCGACUAUGUCUUCCCUACGACCUUCAUCCCUUCAGAGCGGUUCCACCAACCAGAUUCUGGCCGCUCUAUUCGCCCUACCAGAUCCCUUUGCAGCACAAUAUACUGGCACGACUGUCGGCCGCCCAUCACAGCAAACGCAAAGGAGGUCAGGUCCGCUUUACACCACAGCAAACUGCGGGACUUGAACGGAGAUUUGGUUCCCACAAGUACCUCAGCCCUGAGGACCGCAGGCAUCUUGCUGCGCAGUUGAAACUCACCGAUCGUCAGGUGAAGACAUGGUUCCAAAAUCGAAGAGCAAAAUGGAGACGCGCCAAUCCAACGGCGGCAAACGGUGAAGGUGGAGAAGGCUCGGGAAAUUCGCUUCAAAAUGGUACGAGCGGAGAGGCUAACGAGGAGCUGGAUGAGCCUUACGACAGCGACUGCGAAAGUCCGAUUUCGGUUACCGACUAGACGAACGUUGGAGAGCCAAUUCAGAUGCCACGAUAUCUCCGUUGAGAAUAAGACACGAGAUACGAAGGCGUGCUGAUCACACUCACCCGAAACAGACUAAUCCAUGUAUAAAUAUUCCCACCCCUAGGCGAAGUCGGACGUACGCUCAACGUUUCGGAAAGCUGCGAAUAUCAAGAUUCGAACUAUUGAAAAGUCUCGACACAAGUGGAUAGAUACUUCUACCCAAGUUUGGUAUUAACGAUGUAUCUUUACGCAGUCCCACAUUUAAGAAACCGUGACGAGUCGAUCGGGUGAUCGAUCACAGCUGGUCAACUUUGUGCCAGAAAUUAUAAUCGUGCAGUUUUGUUUAUUUGCACUUUAUACUUACAAUUGGGU